This is a messenger RNA of Solanum verrucosum, 783 nucleotides long. RefSeq lists its product as uncharacterized. The coding region runs from base 1 to 783 and encodes 260 amino acids. The transcript has 3 exons. Lineage: Eukaryota; Viridiplantae; Streptophyta; Magnoliopsida; Solanales; Solanaceae. The record is from RefSeq and is a predicted model, not a curated record.
AUGACAUCCGAUGUAGAAAGAGUGGUAGAAAUAGAUGGUGAUAAGAUUGAGGUUACCAAAGAGACUAAAAAUACCACAGAGAAAGAAGCAGAGAUAGCCCAAAAGCUUGUUCCGAUGCCUAGACCUCCGCCUCCUUUCCCACAGAGGUUAGUGCAGAAGGCUGAAGAAGGAAAGUACCAAGCAUUGAAGCAAAUGCCUGGGUAUGCAAAGUUCAUGAAGGACUUGGUGACCAAAACGAGGGCUAUCAAUUUUAAGAAUGACGAGAGGUUGCAGCAUUGUAGGGCCAUUUCUACGAGGUCACGUGUACACAAGAAAGAGGAUCCUGGAGCUUUCACUAUUUCAUGCACCAUCGGUAAGGUGAACUUUGCGAAAGCUUUGUGUGAUUUGGGUGCCAGCAUUAACUUGAUGCCAUUGUCAAUUUAUAAGAGAACUAUGAAAAAGUCCAUUGGAGAUCUUCAAGAUGUCCUUGUGAAAGUGGGGCCGUUCAUUUUUUCGGAAGACUUUGUUAUACUUGAUUGCGAGGUUGACUUUGAGGUCCCCAUCAUCUUAGGGAGACCAUUCAUUGCUAUUAGGCAUGCCUUAGUUGAUAUGGAGAGAGGGCAGAUGAAAUUCCGACUGAAUAAGGAAGAGGUGACCUUUAACAUUUGUAAGUCUAUAAAGCAGGAAAGUGAUCUUACAUCGGUAUUGGUGGUGAGUCACACUUUCGGAAGAAGUGCUGAAGUGUUUAGUAAGGGGAAGUUAUGUGCAACAUUGCACAUGGAGAAGAAGCACCAUGCUCAAUAG